Cololabis saira (Pacific saury) is the source of this 945-nucleotide messenger RNA. Its product is annotated as olfactory receptor 8G17-like. The coding region runs from base 4 to 945 and encodes 313 amino acids. Gene Ontology annotation, biological process: G protein-coupled receptor signaling pathway. Lineage: Eukaryota; Metazoa; Chordata; Actinopteri; Beloniformes; Belonidae. The transcript has a single exon. Gene Ontology annotation, molecular function: G protein-coupled receptor activity; olfactory receptor activity. Gene Ontology annotation, cellular component: membrane. The record is from RefSeq and is a predicted model, not a curated record.
UGGAUGGAGAACUACACCUUCAACAGCUUCACCCUCCAGCUUGAGGGGUUGAAGGUCUCAGAGGCUUCCAUGCACCCAGCCUUUUUCUCUUUCCUUUUCCUCUACCUGUUUAUCAUCGUAGCCAACAUGGGCAUCAUUGUCCUGGUUUUCAUUGACAGAAGCCUCCAUCAGCCCAUGUACCUGCUGUUCUGCAACCUGGCCUUUAAUGACAUACUCGGUAACUCUUACAUGGUUCCUCGUCUGCUUGUAGAUAUUCUGACACCUCCAUCUGAGCGCCUCAUCAGUUAUAACCAGUGUGUGGUUCAGGCGUUCGUCUCUCACAUAUUUGGCACAGCUUCCCACACGGUUCUCAUGAUCAUGGCCUUCGACAGAUACGUGGCCAUCUGUAAUCCUCUGCGUUACGCCCUGAUAAUGACCAAAGAAAUGGUGGUGAAGCUGAUCGUUUCAGCCUGGGGCGUGGCCUUCGUUCUGGUCGGGAUUCUGCUCGGCCUGACCGUUCGGUUGAACCGAUGCAGGACUCUGAUCGCUAAUCCGUACUGUGAUAACGCCUCGUUGUUUAAGCUGUCAUGCGAGAGCGUGGUGAUCAACAACAUCUACGGCCUCGCCUUCACCGUGGUUUUGUUAACGUCCUCCAUCGGCAGCAUCGUCCUCACUUACAUGAAGAUCACGGUGGUCUGUCUGACCAGCAAGAGCAAGAUGUUAAACACAAAAGCCCUGAAGACCUGCAGCACUCAUCUCUUCGUGUACUUAAUUAUGUUCUUUUGUGGAAAAUGCACCAUCGUGCUGCAUCGCUUCCCUCAACUCUCCGACCAGAGAAAACUUUCUGCCAUCUUGUUUCAUGUCAUCCCUGGCAGCUUGAACCCCAUCAUUUAUGCGGCUCAGUCGAAGGAAAUCAAAAGGUUCUUGUCAAAGUUGCUCCGGUCCAGGAAGGUUUCAUCGCCAUGA